Molecule: messenger RNA, 594 nt
Organism: Gongylonema pulchrum
Lineage: Eukaryota; Metazoa; Nematoda; Chromadorea; Rhabditida; Gongylonematidae
Source: the annotation of a GenBank genome assembly
UUGAGUUUUGAAUUUAUCCAUUUUUUUUUACUUUGUAUUUUUCAGAAGCAGGUACCAGACAUUAUUGAGCGAGAGACAUUUUCACUUCGAAGCAAUGUUUCUUCGGAUUCCGUCAAUGCAGAGAAUCAAAAUGCUUAUGAGGAAGCACAUGCCAAGGAGCUCUACCUACCCCCAAUGACCAGUACCGCUCGAUCUCGUGCAAAACCAGCCGUCAAUGGUGUAAAAACAAAGCCCAAGUUAACGCAACCGCUGUAUUUUGACAUUGUUUUUGUGCCACAUCACGGCUCACAUCCAAUACUAAAAGACGAAGAGGCAGCCAGGGCUUUUGUGACAAGCAUCCGUUCCAGACGAUACAUAUUGAGUGGUCAGGACUCAAUCAGAACAUAUUUCCUUGACGGCCUGAUUGCCGGUAAAACUGCGUGGAACAAACCAGAACUUGAAGUGGAUGUACUUCCAACGCAUGACAGCGAUGAAUUAACUUUAUACAGCCAUGAAAAGGCAAGUUUUGUUCAAUAACUUGAAGUGGAUGUACUUCCAACGCAUGACAGUGAUGAAUUAACUUUAUACAGCCAUGAAAAGGCAAGUUUUGUUUAA